AUGUCGACGGACAAGGCGGCCGCUUUCAUCGGCGGAAUCAAAGUGUCCAAAGCAGGGGCAAUGAAUCACGUCCCGAUUAGGACUGUGACGUACCGCGCAUCCACACAGCCGGCGCUGUCGUCGGCGCCGCACCAGUUUGCCGACCAGCUCGCCACCAAGUCGGAGCUCAAGAAGAAGGAAGUCCUAUCGAUCCUGCAGAACCUUUCCGAGAUCGAUGCCAGCGGGGUCACCGCCACCACCGGCAAGCCCUUUGACAGCUUUUGUAAGCUCAUGAAUGUAGGCUUUGAUGCCAAAGCAAGUCAAAAGCCUGCUACCAACGGUGGCGUCCGGAUGAUGUUUGAGGCUGCACCAAUGGCAUUGACAGCGUUGCUCAUCACAGCAGCUCAGCGAGUGCAGCGCUGCACCGACGAUCCGCUCCAGCAAUCGAUCUUCGUUGAUGACCGCGCUGCUGCGGUCACGACGGCGGAGGAUGCGAAGAUGAUGUGGGGCACAUGGUAUGCUGCCGGGCCUAGUGGCAGCUCGCCGCUGAUUGCCGCAUUGCGCCGCGCUACAACCCCGCGGUUGGCGCUGAAGGACCAGGCCCGCGAGCCGCCGCCAGAGCCAGUGGUGGGACCACAGGCAGAAGCGGCACGCGCCUUGCUGGAUCUUGGUGCUUCGCCGUUGCUCAACGCGGCGGAUGGCACCAGUGCCCUCAUGCUUGUGGCAGCACUGGAUGACGAGGAGCUGCUUCAGCGGCUGCUGGCUGCCGGCACGGAGUUGGAUGCCGUCCGCGGCCCCAGCGAGGCGCUGGCAGUGGUCGGAAGCCAGCCUCAGGACUGGAGAACGAUCGAUGACUUGCUCAUGCACAUGGAAGGCACCUCGCAGCCACUGCCUCCGAGUGUCCUCUGUCCUCGGGGACAUUCCAUGGAAAGGCUCUGCAAAUCCCGGUGCCACCGGAGACCUCAUUGCGACAGCUGUCGAAAGCAGGAGCUCCACAGCAGCCCGGUGUACUGGACUUGUUGGCCCUGUGACUACGACCUGUGCAUCGACUGCGCGCGGGUACCCCGCUUGGUGCAGUUCCGAGAAGGGUUCGACCCACUUGCGGAGGAUGCCGCGGCUUCGCUGCCGGAGGGGACGCCGGAGGUGCUGAGGAGCCCGUCCUUCCUGACUACCAGGAUGGAUGGCUGGACUGCGCUGCACCAUGCCGUUGUCGCGGGCAGUGAGAAGUCAGUUCGGCAACUGCUGGAGAGGAAGGCCGAUCCGGCACUGGCGGAUGCUCGCGGCCUCACUCCCCUACACUGGGCGGCCUUCCUAGCCAACGGCGCCAUUCAGCCACUGAUCGAGUGUGGUGCUGCUGUGACAGCGCUGGACCACGAGGGCAGGCCGCCUUUGUCGCUCGUGCCCACCGAAGCUUUGAGAUAUGCCUUCCUCGCGUUGGAGUUCGAGUUCAAGGAGCUGUGCUGUCACGAACUGCGCGUGGUGGGUUCAGGCCCAGCAGAUGGCGUGUACACGCAGGUCAAGCCUUCCCAGCCUCAGGCUGCGCAAUCCAGCUCUCCAGUGGAGCCGGCUGUGCAAGCAGCCUCAGCCUCUGCGGCCGAGGGGGCUGAGCCGAGCGACUCGCCACCUCCGCCUCCCCCAGCCGAGGAGAUGGGUGAAGCAGCCGCUGUGAGCGCAGAAGCUGGCGAGGCUGCCGGUCCCGGCGAGGCGGCCGGUGGUGGCCAGGCGGAUGGGGCCGGCGAGGCUGGUGGCGCUGUCGCCACAGCAGCUGCAGCUGGGGUUCCACCUGACGAGGUGGUCCCUGUCCCGAGCAGGCCUCGAUACCAGAGGACUGACGGUGUGCCGUUCCUCAUUAAGUGGGAAGAAAAGAAUGGCUGGGGACUGUAUCAGACAGCUCCCGGUCCGGCAGGAGCGGAAGCAUGUGUCUUCAAGAGCAGCAAGGACACGCGGUAUUGCCCAAUGGACGGAUGGGCACCUGACGAGCGUGUGCAGCUGGAAGAGACGCCCAAUGUGCGCGUGGAGGAAGUGGCUCCUUACCGAUGGGGCAUCCUUCUCUUUCAGGCGACGCCCGCUGAACUCUGGCGACCAUGCUUGAAGGAGGAGGUGCAGGCUCUGCCCGAGCUGAAGCAGAUAACCUCGGUAAGCCGCAUCUUCAUCCCCGGCCUUCCUGGGAUGCAGAUCUCGCUUUCUGCAGCGGGUGGCGUCGAGGGCAUGCAUCAGCGAGCCCUGGAAAUGGUGAUGCGCGGCAUGGACGAGCCCUCUUGUCCGGUGGCUACGGCAACUGCAGGAGCACAGGCAGGUGCCAUUGCCGAGCUGGAUGAGAUUAGAGCCUCUGUUCAAAACCUUCCGGCAUUCCUUUUCCUUGUGAACGUCCGGCGGGCCACGUUCUUGCUGAGCCAAUUCCGCUGGAGAGAUGCUGGUGAUGCGUUUUCGGACGCGGUGAAGGUUUACCGUUCUGUGGGAAGGCGAGCUUUGUGUCCAUCAUUGUCCUUGAACUCUCACCUCUGCUAUAUCCGUGCGGGAUGCGAAGAGCGCGCUGCUGAGAUGUUGGCCCUGUGUCGGUCUUAUCGCGAGGAGAAGAAAAAGUGGUCCCCCCUUGAUCGUAUGUCGCUCCGUCAAGCAGAAGCUGCACAUCGCCAAGCGCAGGUGAACGCUACAAGCUCCUCAGCAGGUGACGAAGGUGGUAAUCCGGAGGCAGAGCCUGACGAGGACGAGGUGCCCGGCUCUGAUCAGCUCGGCAACACAAGUUGGCGCCCGAUUCUUCUGCUGUACCAGAAGAUCUCCUGCAUCUACCGUGGGGUGAACUUCAUGAAACCGGCGGCGGCCCAGGAGUUCCUUCACAUGGUGCAAGAAGAAGCACAAAAGCACGAAGACGCAGAUGGUCGGUGCAUGGCCCUUUGCAUCCAGGCAGAGGCGAUGCGCCAGUCGGAAGACUGGGAUGAAGCUUUGCGCCUGGCCGGGGAAGGUGUUGCUUUGCAGCCUGAGCUGACCAUGGCCGGCUUGAAAACAGGUAGCCUCCACUUUUGCCAUCUGGUCCUGGCCUACUCGCACUACGCCUUGGGCCGCCCGAGCCUGGCGCAGGAGGCACUGACGAAGCUGUCUUCAUUGAGCGUGGGAGACCACUUUUUCCAGAAGCAGGUGGAGUUCAAGGCAACCCAUCUCCGCUUCCUCGUCGGUGCCGAGUUCGAAGAGAGCUACCGAGAAAUCUCUGUCGCUGCACGAAGCAGAGAGCGAUUGGUGGUGGAAGUUCCAGAAGGAACUUCGAUCCAGUGGGAUUUUAUCCUCAGCAAUUACACUGUCGAUUUCGUUGCAAUGUUCACGCCCGCAACUGCAAAAGAAGGUGAUGCCCCUCAGGAGCUUCAGCGUGUGGAACAGCACCAG
Molecule: messenger RNA, 3357 nt
Organism: Symbiodinium necroappetens
Lineage: Eukaryota; Dinophyceae; Suessiales; Symbiodiniaceae
Source: the annotation of a GenBank genome assembly